Molecule: messenger RNA, 999 nt
Organism: Anisakis simplex (herring worm)
Lineage: Eukaryota; Metazoa; Nematoda; Chromadorea; Rhabditida; Anisakidae
Source: the annotation of a GenBank genome assembly
AUGUAUCGUGGUCAUCGAAUCGCUCAAAUGCUGCUCGCAAAAGAGCAAUCAGAUGAGUAUUUAUUGUCGGUUGAUCGGGCACAAUGGUAUCAUGUUGACCACUCAAAGUUGGCAUCUUCACCGCAAAUGAACGAGAAAUGGCACCAGUUUUAUAUGGAUCGUGAAACGGAACAGUUUCUUGAGGAUUCAUUCGAUACGAGUAAUGCAAUUUGCCUUCAGGUGUAUUACGCACUUGCAUCGGCAGUUCUGUCAAUGAUGAUGAGUAAGACAAGCAUCAACGGUGUUUUGAAUCGCGGCGGAAUGUUCAUUUUUUCGACGCAGCAAUUUCAUGAAUUCAUGCGAAUACCCGACGAUUGGGAUGAAUAUCUCAAAUAUAUGUUAGAUUUGGGUGCAGGUGAUGGUCGCGUUACGUCCACAAUCGCUAACUUCUACAAACACGUCGCAGUCACUGAGGCAUCGCAGGUAAUGGAAUGGCGUCUUCGUCAACGAGGCUAUAAAGUAAUCCCGAUGAACGAAUGGACUAAAAUCGACGAGCCAUUAGAUUUGGUUUGUGCCUUGAAUCUGUUGGAUCGUCAUUACAAUCCGAUGGUAUUAUUGAAUGAUUUAUAUCGAUUAACGUCGAGAACGAAUUCGCUGCUGCUGAUUGCGGUUGUUUUACCGAUACGUCAAUACGUUGAAUUUCAUCCGAAUAGGAAAACAAAUCAUGCAGAAGAAUUGUCGGUUUCAGAUAGCAGAAUCACUGUUGAAGGUGAAACUUUCGAAGAACAAGCAACGUCAUUGGUUGAGAAGGUUUUUGAACCGGCCGGCUUCGAGCUGGUUCGAUGGGGCAAAUUGCCGUACCUGUGUGAAGGUGACCAUGCGAAGGCAUACUAUAAAUUGGAUGACGCAAUAUUCCUCCUCAAACCAAACCCAUUACACCAACUGAACAGCACUGAUCAAGGUGAUUCUACUGUCUCAUAUGAAAGUGAACACUCUGAUAAGGGUACUAAAGAGCUUUGA